UCUGACUCGUCUCGAUUGUUCAUCCUCAUCACCGUUUCGGCUUCCUCCUCCUCCUUCGCUCUCUUUCGUAGAUCUUGGCCCUCUCCCAUCGUCCCUUUCUCGAUUCCGCUCGAUUGAUUAUUUUAUCUUCUAGCAGUGAUUGCUGGCAUUUGAUCGAACAUGUCGCAGGAUGAAGAAGUUCGAAGGAGCAAGCUCCUUGCCUGCGUCCAGGCACUAUGUGCUGCAAGAUAUUCAAGAGAGGACAACGUCCCGUGCAAGAUCGAGGAGGGUCUGUUCUUGGGAUCGGUGGGCGCUGCUCUCAAUAAGCCAGCGCUGAAGAAUCUGAACAUCACUCAUAUAUUGACGGUCGCGAAGUCGCUGGAUCCAGCAUUCCCUGAUGAAUUCGUCUAUAAGAAGAUUGACGUGUUUGACACACCGGGGACGGAAUUGGAUAAGCAUUUUGAUGAAUGCUUUAAUUUCAUUGAUGAAGCCAGAAGCUCAGGUGGUAGUGUACUGGUUCAUUGCUUUGCAGGGAUGUCUAGAAGUGUUACUAUUGUUCUUGCUUAUUUGAUGAAGAAGAAUCAUAUUACUCUGCGAGAGGCAUUGUCACUUGUAAGGGGCAAACGCCCACGUGUAGCUCCUAAUCAUGGUUUUCUGACCCAAUUGGAGAACUUUGAGAAAUCCCUUCGAGUGAAUUGAGGUAUUUCUAUCCGAGUUGAACAAAAAGAGCAAGCCUAGGUCGCUUUUUGCUUGCUGGUCUUUGCUCAACGAUUAUGGCAUAGCAUUUCCAGUAGAGCUUCGCGAGCUGGUAUUCGCAUCUGAUCAGUUGCUUUUUAUGAUUUACUUUGUAAUUACACCGUAAUACAAACUAGCGAUCUCAUGUAUCGUCAAGUCGUUCUAUUUUACACCAGGAACAGUUUUGACUUUGGUAUUUUCUUUUAUCAAUUUGUGGCUCAUGAGGCUACUAUUUUCUCAUAGUGUGUUUUUACUGCAAUUAAUAAGGUGUUAUUGGGAUUUAACUAGAAUGUAACUUUUUUCCUAUGGCAUUUCUAUGCAGCACGUAUAUAUUUGCAUUAAUGCAUGAUGAAGUUCCGUCUUGUCA
Molecule: messenger RNA, 1081 nt
Organism: Zingiber officinale
Lineage: Eukaryota; Viridiplantae; Streptophyta; Magnoliopsida; Zingiberales; Zingiberaceae
Product: dual specificity protein phosphatase 1-like
Exons: 5
Coding region: 160-678 (172 amino acids)
Biological process (GO): negative regulation of MAPK cascade; protein dephosphorylation
Cellular component (GO): cytoplasm
Molecular function (GO): MAP kinase tyrosine/serine/threonine phosphatase activity; protein tyrosine/threonine phosphatase activity
Source: RefSeq, a predicted model, not a curated record